Chrysochloris asiatica (Cape golden mole) is the source of this 1872-nucleotide messenger RNA. RefSeq names its product chromosome unknown open reading frame, human C12orf56 (gene CUNH12orf56). The record is from RefSeq and is a predicted model, not a curated record. Lineage: Eukaryota; Metazoa; Chordata; Mammalia; Afrosoricida; Chrysochloridae. The transcript has 13 exons. The coding region runs from base 1 to 1872 and encodes 623 amino acids.
AUGGCCGGCCUCGCGCCGCCGGGCUUCCCGGAGCGCACGAACAGCCGCCUGGACGUAUUCCUGCGGCGGCACCUGCCACCGGAGAUCUACGACGCCAUCCGCGCCUACGAGUCUUGCGUGGUAGUGUCCGACUCGGAGAACCGCACCUUCAAGUACGUGGUGCUCAGCGACCGAGUCAUCUACCUGACUGAGAACCCACCCAAGUCCAUUCGGCAAGCCGUAGCACUGCGGGACGUCGUGGCCAUCGAUCUGAUUGAUGAUUACCCAGAAUUUCUAACUGGACCAGACAGAGAAAUCAACCAACACAUUCGUAUUAUCUAUUCUUCAACUUCUUUGAAAAAAGAGUGUGAAAAAUCAAAAGGUGUCAGGAAAUUCCUAUUACCAUUUCAGCGUGUCAAUACUAAAAACAAAAAAGUCAAGGAAAGGAAUAAUGGUCCUGUUUUUUGGAGACUUAAAGAGCCCAGAAAUCUAACGGAAUCAUUUAUCAGGUACCACCAAGAGAAAAGCACAAGGUCCAAGGACUCAACUCUGUAUCCUAAUUCAGCCCUGAACAAACCGCCCCUUCCUGGCCAAGGUGCUUUUCGGCCCUUACCUACCCUCUCCAGGAGGAGCAGUCAGUUCACACCAGGGCGGGCAGUCACCGUGCCAUCUGAGGCAACAAGCACAAAAGAACCCCUGGGAUUUGUGGAUCACAAAGACUCUCUGGAUGAAAGCUCUGUGAAGUGUAGUGGGAACGGAAAUGAGUUUCAUUUAGGAAAUUCCUCCCAAGCCUCUCUUUUACAAAGUAACGGAAGCCUUGAGAAAAAGGAGUUUGAACUUCAUUUGUAUAUUGUUUCCACAACCUCCUCAAUAUUCCUGCACUUAAAAAGUUCAUGGAACAACUAUAUUAUAAAAGGUACACUCUUACAAGAUCCCAUGUAUGCUAAUGAAGUCACUUCUGCAAUUGGAAGUCAAAAGCCGUAUAGAUCAGAAGAGAAAAUUAAGCACUUCAGUCAACUUAAAUCUGAGCUCUUUCUUAAAGAUAAUACUUUGAGGAAGAUAUUUUGUUUAAUUACACAACUUAAAGUAGCAGCUCAGAAAAACUUCAUUCUGAAAAGGCUUUUCUGGAAAACCAGUGACCUUUUCUACUUCCUAGUGAACAAACUUCAUGAAUAUUUGCCAGAGUCCAAGGAUAAGAAUGCCAUUCAAAAUAAAAGCCAAAGGGUUGAUGAGCUGGUGGUGUGCAUUGAAAUUAUACAGACUCUGGGACUGAUGUUCAGAGAAACAGAAACUGAGUUAUCACGCUUGAACACAUUAGCAGCUAAGAAGGGAGCACUGUUUAAUCUUUUGAUCAUUUUGAUUAGUGAACCUCAGAUUCCAAAAUCUUCUCCUGUUUUUGAUAUCCAGCUGUUGGCCAGUUCAACUUUAGUUGAAAUGUCUUUUGAUGCUGAGUUACAGAAGCUUAUCCUGGAAUACACAGAUUCAGCUACAUCACUUUUAUAUGAGAUACUUCUUGUUUUCCAGCAGGGAAAUCUUGGAUUGGGAUCAACAGAAUUUGCUAUUAGUUGGAUGAUGUCCUUUCUGCAAAGUUGUCCACCCAUAAUUACUUUUCUGGCCAAUAUUGUGAAAAAAGUGGUGAAGGGGCUUUCAGCUUCACUUCAGCUGCUAAGUCCAUGCCAAGCAGUUCUUUUAUACCAGCAGUUUUCCAUCCUCAAGAGCUGCCUGCAGUACAGCAAGACUCUAGCUGAGUAUAUUAGAAAUGACUACAGAGAAGAAUUCAGGUACUUUAUUCAUAUACCAGCCUUGGAGAAAAAGCUCCCGUUGUGUUACCCGAUCACCCAACCUACUACUCAACUUAUUCACCAAGUUCUGAGCUUGGUUGAACAGAAGUAA